Messenger RNA from Amphimedon queenslandica, 2039 nucleotides. RefSeq lists its product as uncharacterized. The record is from RefSeq and is a predicted model, not a curated record. The coding region runs from base 135 to 1850 and encodes 571 amino acids. Lineage: Eukaryota; Metazoa; Porifera; Demospongiae; Haplosclerida; Niphatidae. The transcript is spliced from 12 exons.
AUGAAAUUAUUUUUGUUUUUUGGUUAGAUCAUACUAUUACUUAUGAAAAUGUUAUAAUAACUUUUGAUGUAUCAAGCCAGACAUUUGUUGCUAAUCUCAACAGUUCGAUACACAGUAAUCGGUCAUGUACAUAUAUGAUAGUUGGGGAAGUCUUUCCUGUUGGUAUGGAGGACAACACUCAGACAGUUGAAGCAGAUGAAAAAGAAGAAAUAUUUUUAUACAAAAUGGUCGGAUUAAGACCAUGUACAAAUUAUACUGCUUAUAUAAGGGCUGAUAAAGAUUCUUUGGAAGUUCCAUUCUCUACAUUAUCAUCUAUUGUACAAGAUCUGCUAGUAUCUACUGAAGGGAAUGGAUCAGUUAGUGUACAGUGUGUGUUUGUAUCAGGAUCAACUGCUGAUGGAUGUCAUGUGAUAUUUACUGAUAUUAGUAAUGGAAGGAAGGAAUACUUUAAUAUAACUGGAUCAGGCAGUGCAAUACCAUCAUUAUCAACCAGUGGAGUAUACCAUGUAGUUGCAUACGACAUUAUUGAUGAUGGCAGUAUUACUCCAUGGACUUGUGUACAACCUAAAAUAGUUAAUGUGACUAUUAUAACUACUGCUACUUCCUCCAACGGAGGUAGUACUUUCAGCUCUAGUUCUUCCUCUACUACCAUCAGUAGUUCAACUCCUGUUACUACACCAUCAUCAUCAACUGUUAUUAUUGGAACUAAAACUAAUGCACCAGGAAAUGCUGGUAGCUCAAUGGUCUAUAUCAUUGCUAGUGUGUUAUUUGUACUGAUGUUGAUGAUAAUAAUAAUAAUGUUCACUUUGUGUGUGGUUGCUGUGAUGAAAAAGAGGCAAAUGAUCAAAGUUACACUUAAUGCAGAAAUUGCUGCCUGUCAUAAACCACAAGCAGUGAUGAGUCAUUAUCAAGAGAUAUAUAUUGUACCAGUUGCUAUUGAUGUGUUAAAAGAUGAAGGAUCUGAAGUUCCAACAACUGGACCAGUACAAUGGAAUAUAGUGGAUCCUUAUCAUGUUCCUACUGAUGAAUUACUGGCUAUUAGGAAUGGGCGAUCUGAUCAACACAAUAAUUCCCUUGAUACUACUACAUCUCCACAAGAGGGACAGACUCAAAAUAGCUCAUCACCAUCCAGCCAUGAGUCUCUUGGUUCACCUCCAAGUAUUCCUACUCCAUCAAACUGUCAUGAUACUAAUCCUACUGUUACUGUUGAUGGCAUUACUGCUGUGUAUUCUGUUGCUGGUAGGAUUACUGAUACUGAUCUUGUUGUUAAUACACUACCUGCUGAAUAUGCUGGAGGUAUUAGUGAAGGACAACCAACAUAUAGCUCAUCAUCCACUUAUAAUUCUACUGCUCCAUUACUACGACCUGGUCAUGAGGAUGAUGAUAAUAUUGCCACUGCAUAUACUGUUACUCCUGCUACUGUUGCUCCUACUUAUGCUUCUAUUGCUAAAAGGACUGAUACUACUGUUGUUCCACCUGCUGUUGAUCAACCUGUUGUGUAUGAUACAGUUAUUGGAGAUAUUGAUAAGAAAGGCAAAGUUACCACAUACCCGUGUGUUGACAACAUUGUUACUGGAGAUGUCACCUCAACUGCUGGUGGAGAUAAGGUUGCCUAUUUGUCAGAUAGUCAUAGUCCUUGCGAUGAUGAUGUAAAUACCGCUGUUGAGUCUGCUACUGGCACUGUACAAAGUGAUUAUCCUUGUUCUGAAGCUGAACAAGUUUCACAAAUGAAUGGAACUACUACUCUCUGUGUUACAUCGCCGACUAAGCAACAAGAUCUACAGCAAUUGAAAGUAGACAAAGAAAAAAAUAUUGAAGUAUCAGUUUGUUCAGAAGAGAAAGAAGAGUGAACUUUGGCAAUAAAUAAACACAACAUCGACUUUAACGAACAAUGCAAGAAAUGACCACUUUCUUUAUCUCAAUAUUCUCAAUAUCAUUACUGUGUUAUUCUGUUGCUAAUUUUAAUUGUUUAUCCCCUUAUGUUUUUGUAUUAAAAUAACUUUGUAUUGUUUCAACUCAAACUUCUCAUGUAUCACUGA